Molecule: messenger RNA, 3165 nt
Organism: Heterostelium album PN500
Lineage: Eukaryota; Evosea; Eumycetozoa; Acytosteliales; Acytosteliaceae
Exons: 6
Coding region: 1-3165 (1054 amino acids)
Source: RefSeq, a predicted model, not a curated record
AUGGCAAGCAGAUUAACUACACAACAAAAUAAGAGUAAUAAUAGUCGAUCAUUGGCUCCCUCUUUCAAUAAUUAUACACAAGGAGUGUUGAAUUCAAUAAAAUCAGUUAGUGAUCCAAACACUAAACCAGUCAAGAGUAAUCGUUAUAAGGACUAUAGUAAAUUAUCAGAGAGGUCUGGUAAUAAAAGUAAAGUUUUAAAUUUAAUAACAACUUCAGUAAAUGUAAUAGCAUCACCAAAAAAACAUAACGAAGUUCUUGAAGAAUUAAAGAAAGAUGGUAGUAUAGCUGCAACAGAAGAAUUCAGAAAGCGAUAUAAGGAGAUAUAUGAAGAGAUACCUGGAGCAACCACACAUGCUGUUGCGUUGUCAUAUGUUAUUUCAUCACUUCAGAGUGGCCAAUAUACAGAUAGAGAUGGAUAUGAAAAAACAAGAUUGUUAUCAAGUUUAGUUCCUUUUUACACUUCUAAGGAAAUCAGAGAGUUUGGAAUCACAAUAGAUAAUAAUGCGUGGAAUCAUGCAAUUCAACACGUACACAAGUAUGGUGCAGGUAGACUGAUUAAUGCAGAAGAGAUCAGCAAUUGGAGAUCUAAAUUUACACACAAUGGACAAAUGACAAGAAGACAAAGAACCACGAUGCUAAGGACAGCCGUCGAAGGUUACUUCAAUAUGAAAGAUAUAACUGAAGAAUCAAGUAAAAACAUGAGGUUGUACAGCAAAGAACUCGACGCAGAUGGUAAACGAGCAUUCGAGUUGGUGUCAAUCAAGAACCUUGCUUUAGGAAACAUAAAUACCUGCUUUACAGAUUACCUCAAGAAGAGUGAAGUUGAUCAAGUCAAGUAUCCACUCAUGGGUAGAAGUGCAUUUUACAGUUUCGUACCAGAGUAUGUCAGAGAAAUGAAGAAUCGAACCGACAUGUGUCCAAUGUGUGUUCAGUAUCAGGCUCUCGAGUCAAAACGAAUUAAGUUUGGGCAACUUUCAGAUCAAGAUCAUAAACUGUUUGAAAUCUUGACUAUUCACAAGAUGUUUGUUCAGCAAAGAAAGAAUGAUUAUUUGACAUGUAAAAAUGAGUUAAAGGUAGGAGAGUGUAUUAUUCUCUGUGAUUUUAAAGAGAAUAUAUCAUUAGGUAAAUCCAAAGUGCAAGUAAGCCAUGAAUUUUACCAACAACCUGCUCGUACCUUCUUUGGAAUGGUCCUCUUCUAUAAGCAAGGUGACAAGCUGAAGAUUCACUACUAUGACUGUCUUUCACAAGUACUUAAUCACUGUUCGACAUUUGCAAUUUCAUGUCUCGACAAAUUAAUCAAUGAUCCAUUAUUCACCAGUCUAAAUAUCAACAAAAUUACAUUUUGGUGUGAUAAUGCUAGACACUUCAAGUCAAAUGAAAUACUUUCAUAUAUGCAUACAUUGUCAAAGUUGCAAGUAGCUGAUCCAAACACUCCAAACAAAACCAAAAGAAAGUAUCUCGUCGAAUUGAAUACUUUUGCACCCUAUCACGGAAAGAGUGAAUGCGAUCAACAUUUUUCAAUGGUUUCUAGAGCGAUAGCAGACAAGUCGAGUUUCAAAGAUUCAAUCUAUACAGAUCAAGAUGUUAUCAAUGCAAUCAAGAGUACCACUGACAACAACAACUAUCAAAGAACAUACAAAUUGACUUCUGAAUCAGAGAAGGAGGCUGUUACCAUCAAAAUGCGUGCCAAUAAACAUUACAUUAAAUUCAUGGGUGGAAAUGAAGUUGACAAAAUGACUAUCUACAAAUAUUCUGCUAUGAAAAGUCAAGUUGGUAAAGAGACUACAAUUUCCAGAGGCUACGAAUCGACCACCAAGGAGGAGGCACAGUCUUGGAAACCAGCUCGAGAUAAGGCACAUACCACCUAUCUAAACACCAUGAUAGAAAUGAAUACGAUUGCCGACAACGAAUCAAAUAAGGAUAAGGCAAAAGAGAUGAGCGAUAUUAUAAAUACUUAUACCAAAGUAACAUCUAAAUUAGCUCCACAACCCACACCUUCAAGAACACAACAAAUUGUUUCAUCACCUCAGUCACCAUCUCAACCAACACUUUCAAAAUCACAAGCUGCUUCUACUUCAUCUCAAUCUUCACCAAAACCAGCUACCACAACUACACCAGACCAAACACUCUCUGGUACAAACAAAAGAAGAAGAGGCUACAGAGGAACAAAGAAAACAAAACAGACUAAUUCACAAAAUAAUACAGAGAAUAAUACACAAAAUAAUACACAGAUUAAUAAACAAAAUAAUUCACAAAAUAGUACACAAAAUAAUAAACAAAAUAAUACACAGAAUAAUACACAGAACAAUACACAUAAUAAUACACAAAGUAAACCAUUGUUUGAUAUCGAGUCGAUUGAUUUUGGUGACGAUGAUCAUGAUAUCGGAUCCGAUAUUCAAUCGAGCUUGAUUUAUAGUGAAGAAGAUAAUAAUCAAGAAUCAAUGGACAAUCAAAAACAUCACAAAUCAACUCAUGUAAAUAGUCAAACACCAAUCCAAUCCCCAUCCCAAACACCAAUUCAAACACCAUCCCAAACACCAAUCCAAACACCAAUUCCAACACAAUCCCAAACUCCAAUCCAAACUCCAUCUCAAUCACCAAUCCAAUCUCCAACCCAAACACCACUCCAUACUCCUAUUCAACACAACACUACAGUGCAAUCAACGGAACAAUCAAAACCAGCAAAAGAAAUUGUCGUAAUCUUUGAAAUCGAUAACAAUUACAACUCGCAGAUUCAAGAUUAUAGACAACAACAACAAAUCAACUAUUUACAACAAAUUUCACAAACACUGCAACAACAAUCUCCACUACAGUCAGAAGCAGCAGCAUCAAAUGAUGUAGAAAUGACAUCACAUGAAGAUCCUAUCAUGGAACAAGUUGAGGAAACUGACGAUGCAAUGGAGAUCGAUCGAUUCUGUAUUCCAUAUGAAAAGAUCAAGGACCAGUUGAAUACCGCAGAAGAAGACGAAAACAUGAACAAUGCCGGUGACUUCUUAUCCAAUUGGCCAUCUCUACGAGAACUUAUUAUAAGAAUUCCAUGCCUCACAGCCAUAGCGGACUAUGGACAGCUCUUCUCCACUCUACUCAUUAAGAACCCAUUAUCAAACCUGGUAAUAAGACCAAUUCAAAAUAUGAUUGGAAAUGUUUUAAAAUCAUUUUUAUAA